AUGCCUGUCACACUGUGGAAAUGUUGUGAGGGAGACGACUGCAACAGAAGCCAGACCUCCUCUUCAUCUGCCUCCUCCUCUUCGUCACCUUCUUCUUCUUCGUCUUUAUCAUCAUCUUCUCCGGUGGUGAAAGCCCCUCAGACAUCCCAGGACUUCCUGGGUCAGUUUACCCAGGUGAACUCACCAAACAGCGGGGACCGUAAACACCGCGACGCCAGCGCUGUGCUGCCCUUCAUCGGCCUCACAGGCACUGCUGAGCAGAGUCGUAGCUGCUGUAAGAACGGAGGAACCUGUAUCCUGGGCAGCUUCUGUGCCUGCCCUCCAUUCUUUACCGGGAGGAGCUGCGAGUACGACCAGCGUGUCAGGAGCUGUGGUUUGAUUCCUCAUGGCGAGUGGGUUCAGAAAGGCUGUUCCUACUGUCGCUGUGGUUACGGUGUCCUGCACUGCUUCCCCCACGUCUUCCAUAAAGACUGCGAUGACUCGGAAGAGGUGCGUUGGUAUCGCUCAUCAGCUGUUCGGAUGGCCCAGAGUGGCUGCUUCCUCAAUCUGAUGCUGCUUCUUGCCCUACUGCUCCUCCUCUGA
Scomber japonicus (chub mackerel) is the source of this 582-nucleotide messenger RNA. It is a transcript of the gene tdgf1, whose product is annotated as teratocarcinoma-derived growth factor 1. Bases 1 to 582 code for a protein of 193 amino acids. The record is from RefSeq and is a predicted model, not a curated record. Lineage: Eukaryota; Metazoa; Chordata; Actinopteri; Scombriformes; Scombridae. The transcript has 5 exons.